CGGAAUCGGUGGAAGAAUGAUAAUGUCAAGAGGAGCACCAUCAGCGGCAGUGUUAUGAAAUAAAAAGAAGGAUUUUAUUAUGACUCGACUGAUGUUUUUGAUGCUGCUGACGGAAGGCAAGAUACGGCGGCCGGAAUGAGACUGGUUUGGUUGAUGGACUACAAACUCCAGCAUGCGCUGCAGUCCCUGGCGCAUGCGCAGCUUUCAGUCCCGGCCCGCCCUCUUCCUGGGCGCAUGCGCGGCGACAAUGAAGCGUCGAUAAGAGGCGACAGCAGCCUUCAUGAAUGCCAGGUCACACAAUGUCUAUGAUCCUAUUUGCCUAUGUUGUCCGGGUGAAGGAUGGGUUGCCGCUCUCUGCUUCCACAGACUUUGAAUAUAGUAGAGAUCUGCAAGAAUGUAAAACGCAUCUGAAGAUGGUGUCCAAAAUGCUUGGGCAAUUUCCAGGCCGUGGAACUGUGAAGAACAACCAGCUACAUAUACACUUUACUUCUUCACAGGGUGUCGCCUACAUGACCAUCUGCUGUAGCUACUAUCCCACUACAAUGGCAUUUUGUUUCCUCGAGGAACUUGGAAUGGAGUUUACUUCUUCCGUAGAGGUUGCUAAAAUCCAGCUAGUAUCACGGCCCUACGCUUUUCUUGAAUUUGACAGUGUGAUACAGAAGAUAAAAUGGCAUUAUAACUAUUCAAACCGCCCAUCUUUAAAGAUCAGUGUGACAAAUAUCCAGAGGGAGCUGAAGGUGACGCCACCCCGACAGGUGAAUCUGGAUGAUAUUGUGGUUACCAAUGGGAUUCUUAAUGGAAACCUGCAUUUAUGUUCUGGAUCUGCACCCAGCUACAGACUGGAGCCUGUGAGUGCAGUUGGGAUCCUGUCGGUUUUCCUUAAUAUUGUAUGUGGAGCUCUCAAUUUAAUCCGUGGAGUUCACCUCAUCGAACACAACUUCCAGGAUGGAAAUGAAGAAAAGGGAUCAGUUGUUGCAUUUUUUGUAGCUUUCAUUACCUGUGUACUUCAGUGUUACCUGUACCUGUUCUAUGUGUCGGCCAGGAUGAUCAAGGCACUUGGAGCACUGACUCUUAUUUGUAUAUGCAACUUUUAUUUAUUUGGGCUGAGGAACUUGUGGCAGAUCCUAUUCCACGUAGGAGUGGCUUGUCUAUCCACGUAUCGGAUCUUGUCCAGGAAGCUCACCAAGAGACUAGCUGACUGUGGAGUCUGACCUGUUGAUUGUCUCCGAUGGUGGGAAAGUUCCGUGAUCGAGCUCCCUCAAAUGUGCCUUCAGUAUGUUUGAUAAUGUCGACGCCAUUGUCAUUGCCACAGUUACUGCCCGGACAAAAUGAAGCCCAAGGAACCAGAAACGUUGGUCCCCUUCUCAAAAUGGCAAGUCCAGCGAAAGACAAAUGGAAGUUUGUUGCAAGAAGAUUUUCAUAAGUCCAAAAUUUGGUAUGCAAUGAUAAAUCCAGGGGAAUAACAGGAUCGAUACCUCAUGGUUUGCAGUGGGAGAGCUGUGACCAAGUGUAGUCUUCAUGUUUAACUGGCGGGAGAUGUUUAGACCAGGGAAACAUUAUAUACUCUAUUCUUAUUUGAAAUUGUACAUUCUGCCUGUUGUAAGUUGUGUUGCUUCAUUUAGCAAGCUGUAGUUGUGUACCUGAGUUUGUGUUGCACUGCUGCCACUCAGUGGGCAGGUGGAAUUGCAAAAUAACAAGGGUACUUUUCCCUGCAGAGGCACAAUUUCUGAUUGAAAAUCUCUUCAGGAACUCCACAGUUUGAUCACUGGGAUAGUGACACUAAUGAGUGAGAGACAAGCAAGAGAAAGUAAAAAAAAAAAUGGCAAACGAGAAAAUCUGCAGAUGCUGGAACACACACAAAAUGCUGGACGAACUCAGCAGGCCAGGCAGCAUCUAUGAAUAGGAGUCUGAAUAAAAGGUCUUGGUGUGAAACGUCAACUGUCCCAUAGAUGCUGCCUGACCUGCUGAGUUCUUCAAGCAUUUUGUGUGUUGUUUACAUUUUGGAUAGGAAGCUGUGAUAUCCAGUGUUAAUGUUGGCUAGUAACAGGAGGGGAUGGCCAUCAUAUCCUUCAUGAUCUUUAAGGCUUUUGAUUAGAAAAAGCCCGGGUACUUUCAAUCCACUCCACAGUAUCUGUGCAUACCUUGGAUGUCUUUGACUCACUCGAUUUCAGAAGUGCAAAAGGACUCUGAUAAGGAUGAUUUAAAUUUUAGGGUGAUAUGUUCACACACACCUGGAGAAAGAGAGGAAUCUCCUGUAGUUAAAGGUGGGUUGAGUCUGGAAGGAGGGAAUUUGUUGCUUUAAUUAGAUUGUCCUAUAGUCCCUCUGCUCAAAGGUGGAAGCUCAGAAUCAGGUUUGAUAUCACUAACAUAUGUUGUGGAAUUUAUUGUUUUACAGCAGCAGUGCAGCACAAUACAUAAAAAAAUGCUAUGUUACAGUAAGAAAUACAAAAGUAGCUGAAAAAGUGAGGCAGUGUUCAUGGGUUCAUGGUCUAUUCAGAAAUAUGAGAGUGGAGGGGAGGGAGCUGUUCCUAAAAUAUUAACUGAUGUUUAGCCUGAGGUCUUCAGGUUACACAUCACUUCUAUUAAUGAUAAAUAUUGUCACAAGGAUUAAAAGGGAAUGAGACUAGUUGGUUCCCAUGUCUUAAUAUAUACGUUUCGAAUAAUAAUCCUUUAUUUUAAAACAAAAUAAGAUUGAUUAACCAGAUGGAUUAGAAAUAAGUCUUUAGAAUUCAGCAUCAUUAAUCAUGUUGCAGUAAUUUUAUUCUCUGGGGCAGAGGCCAUUUCCCAGGGUCCAGGGGAUUCACUUUCAGUUAAAUUGUGACGUAUUGAUAUACUAAGGAUGGUUUGAAGCCGAACUGUUUGCUCAGAAGCCCCCCAAUCUCCACAAAGAUAUCAAAAUUACUCAAUCAACUCUUUCUUUGAAACACAAGAGAUUCCACAGAUGCUGGAAAUCCUGAGUAACACUCACAGAAUGAUGGAGGAACUCUGCUGGUCCGGCAGCAUCUAUGGAGAGGAAUAAAGAGCUGACGUUUCAGGCCAAGACCCUUCCAUUCUGCCAGGAUGAUGGAGUUCCAGUGUGACUCGUAAUUGGUUGCAUCCAGAAGGCACUGAGUCCUAAAAAGGUGCUGUCCACUGCUUCAUCCAGUUGGUUGCAGGUCAUGUGACACAAUAUGGCAUACGUUACACUUGAAACUGUGGCCCAGCUGGUUUCAUUCACCAGGUAGCUUGGUGAUCUGAAGGGAGCUGGAAGUCCUUGGGAGGUAAAAGAUAUGAUGAAUUGGUAUUGGUUUAUUAUUGUCACAUGUACUGAGGUACAGUGAAACCUUCCUCUGGGUGCCCCUUCUCCUUUCCUUUCUCCAUUGUCCACUUUCCUCUCCUAUCAUAUUCCUCCUUCUGCCCUUUUAACUCUUCAAGUUUAGUUGUCAUUCACAUGUAUACAGCACCAUUAAUCUUUUCUCUGGGGCCAACAUGCACAACACAGUACAUACAGUCACACACAAUGCAUGUAGUUAUGAUAGCACAUACAAUCACAAAGUAGUAUUAGCACACGUCCACCUAUUACCCCCCAGUUUCUCACUUCAUCACCCACCUAUCUGCCCCCUCAGUUGGUCUCACCUAUCAUCUACCAGCUUGUACUUAUUCCCCCCUCCCCUCCACUUCUCAUUCUUCCCUCUUCCUUUUCAGUCUUGAUGAGGGGUCUCGGCCUGGAAUGUCAUCUGCUUAUUCCUCUCUAUAGAUGCUGCCUGACCUGCUGAGUUUCUCCAACAUUUUAUGUGUGUUACAGCUUUUGUUUGCAUGCUAUCCAGAUAGAUCCCACCAUAUAUAAAAAACAAACAAUGCAGAAUAUAACAUUGCUGUUCCAGAGAAAACAAAGUGCAUUGGACAGAUAAAGUACAGGGGCCAUGAUGAGAUAAAUUGGGAAAUCAGAGUUCAGGAAUGAUAGCAUUGGAAUAGAAAAUAUUUAUAUUCAUCCGGGCAUAAUUGGCCGGGCCACGGUUUACUGCCCCUUUCUGGCUGCUCUUGAGAAGCUGGACAACGGCUGUUUGUGUGCUGUAGAUAUAGGUGUUUUCCAGGGUGAGUCUUCUAGGCAAUGAAGGAAUACGUCCAGAGCACUUUGAAGUCAGAUCAGUCUUCUUGCUUCCUCCAACUUGAAUGCAAAGAGCAUUUGAGUUCGUUCUUUUACAGAUUAUGCAUGCACUAUUACUGUUUUUAAAUGAGUUCUUUUAUUCAUUGUAUUUAUUCUAUUUCAAAUGUGAAGUCUCAGCUAACAAAUUAGUGUAAGUGCACUAUUGUCUCUGAUGUGUGCUAAUUUUAGAUAGCGGUAGGUACAUGCAUUUUGAUGCAAAACUGGUUUUUGUGAUUGGUUCAUGUAUCUAUUAUAAACUAAGAAUUUGAAAGGUUUACUUAAUAUUUGUCGUAAGCUGGGGAGGCAUCCUGCAGUGUGUAUUGUAUGUACUGUGCACCUCAGUGUGACUAGUGGAGGUUGGUUCCAACUUCCCAUCUUAGGAAUUUCUCAGCUAGGUAGGGAGUUACCUUACUGAUCUGUCUGUUCUGAAUUGCUUUUAUAUUUCCCAUCAAUUUGACACACACUUCCAGCACCCCUCCCACCCGCUUCCCCUCUCCAAAAACAUUCGACUCCUUAAAAUGAGGCUAUCACUAUCUUCCAUAAGACCACAAAGCAUUGGAGCAAAAUUAGAAUGUUAGAUCCAUCAAGUUUGCUCCACCAUUUGAUCAUGGCUGAUUUCCAAAGUACUUGUGCCUUGAAUCCUAUGUGAUAAAGUUGUUCCUGAGGUGGCUGUGACCACUGGUGAUCACAGAGACUGUAUGGUGCUUCGUGUUAUGUUUGAUUCUUUGGUUGAGUGACACCCAUUUCUUCUCUGGGCAAAUCACACUCCCCCUGAUGUUCCAUCCAGCUAUGAAACAGGCCUCAGAGGGAUCGGGUGUUCCCAGACUAGUACCAAUGGGCAGCUUCUGUCUUCAUAAUCUGCUCUUUUCUCUAAGGUGGCAUAUACAAGAUCUGACUGGGCCUGGUGGAACUUGACAAAAUGAAACCAUUCAAUUGACAUUUAGAUUCAUAGAGUCAUACAGUAGAGAAACAGGCCUUUCUUUCCACUUGGUCCUUGCCAACCAAGAUUCCCAUCUAAGUUAGUUCUGUGUUUGGCCUGUAUCCCUAUGAAGCAGGGUUCCCAAACUUUUUUAUGCCAUUGUCUCCUACCAUUAACAAAGGGGUCUGUGGACCCCAGGAUGGAAAAUCCUGCUCUAAACCUUUCCUCUCCAAGCUACUUUUAAAUGUUGUUAAUGUUCCUGUCUCAAUUAAUUCCUCUGGCAUUCUCUGGGUAAAAAACAUUGCCCCUCAAGUUCCUCUUAAAUUGCUCCCUGUCACCUAAAACUUAUGCCCUCUAGUUCUUGAUUCCUGAACCCUGGGAAUCAGACUGUAGGCAUUCACCCUAUCUAUGCCACAGAUAAUUUUAUACACCUUUUUAAGAUUCUCCCAUGAAAAAGUCUCAGCUUGCUCAGCCUCUCUGCAUAAUUUCUUCUCACUUUACUGGUUUGGCAAGGAAGGAGUUUCCUGAUGCUGGUUUGUCAACCAGACUAGAACGUUGAGACAUCUGGAUUAAGCAGACUGUCUAUGAGGAAAUGCUGAACAGGUGGACUUGUAGUUGCUAUUUAUAGGACUAGAGCUGAUCUGAAUUAAAGAUAAAUGAUUGAGGUAGGAUUUAGAGAGGAUGUAUGAAUUGUGGCAGGUCCAAAAAGGUGUACAAAAUCAUGAGGGGUAUAGAUAAGGUAAUUACAAACAGGCUUUUUCCUCUGAGGUUGGGUGAGACUAAAACUAGAGAUCAUAGGUUAAGAACGAAGAGAGCAAAAUUGAAGGGGAACUUGAGGGGAACUUCUUCACUCAAAGGCUCAUGCCAGUGGAAGUGAUGGAUGUGUGUUUGAUUGCAAUAUUUAAGAGAAGUUUGAAUAAGUGCCUGGUUUUUUGGGGUGUGGAGGGAUAUAGACCAGGCGUGGAUCGAUGAGACUUGGCAGAAUUACAGUUUGGCAUGGACUAGAUAAGCUGAAGGGCCUGGUUCCUUGCUCUAUAAUUUAUGGAGCAUGACUUGGAUUCUGAAUUUGGAGAGCCAGCUCCCUGGAAAGGCUUUCACAUUAAAUCUGCAGAUGGCUUGGCUUAUCGCUUUAUAUUGAACUAUCAUGUCUGGAACAUAAAACAAACUGGGGGAGGGGGGAGCUCAACAGUUCAGGCAGUAUCUGUGUAGGCAGAGAAUCAACUUUUUGGGUGAAAUAAUACAAUAUAAUAGGAAAUAGUGAAUCUAUGAUUCUUUGCCACAGACGGCUGUGGAGGACACGUUAUUGGGUAUAUUUAAUGUGGAGGUUGAUCGGUUCUUGAUUAGUCAGGGUGUCAAAGGUUACAGGGAGAAGGCAGGAGAGUGGGGGCAAAAAAUAAAUCAGCCAUUAUCGAAUUGCAGAGCAGAUGGACGAUAUGUCAGUGAUUUGAAACCUGAUUUUUGACUCUGAUUCUGAAUGGCGUAAUUCUGCUCCUAUAUGCUAUGGUCUUAUGGAAACUUAUCUUCCCAUUGAGACAUACUGUGUUGUAUCAUUAUUUAACAAUAUAGAAGAAUAUAGUAUUUAAGAAUAUGAGAAGCAUCGAUAGUGUAGAGCAUAGAAAACCUACAACACGGAUAAUGCUAUUUAAAAACAAGAGGGCAUAGAUUUAAGGUGAGAGGAAGGAGUUUUAAAGGGGAUUGGAGAGUGAAGUUUCUUUACAUAGGGAGUGGUUGAUAUCUGGAAAGCAUUGCCAAAAGUGGUGGUGGAAUUAGAUAUCAUUGGUACAUUUAUGAGGCAUUUUAGAUGGCACAUAAUAGGCAAGACAUAGAAGCGUAUGGCCUUAAAGAGGACAAAUUUAGGAUCAGAGUGGAUGGUCAAAAAGAUUGGCAUGGGCUUAAAUCUCCAUAGCAGCUGAGGAAUUUAAAUUAAUUUAAUAACCUGUAAUUUAUUUAUCAAAUAAGUUUAAUAAUGUCCUUAAUGAAAGCGUGUUUGCCAUCCUUAUCCAGACUGGUCUGUGUAUGACUCCGCAUCCACUUCUACAUGCUCUCUGAAAUCGCUUAGCAACUCAUUCAGAUCGAGAGCAGUUGGGGAUGGACAUUCAGAUAUUGUCAACAAUUACAACUGUUUAUCACAUCUGUAGUAAAAAAAGACUCGGUAGGUCAAGCAGCACCUAUAGAGGGAAAUAGAAUUCAAGAUCUAGUGUAUUAUCAUAGGAAAACUUAUUUGCUGGUUUUUACAUACCCAGGAUGUAAAGACCAUGAAAGUUAGAUUUCUGCAACAGCAGCACAACACAGGCACAAUAACAACUUUUAAAAGUUGUGGAUAAGAAGGUUAUGGGCCAAAUGCUGGCAAAUGGUACUAGCUUGAAUGGGACAUCUCAGUAUGCAGCAAAUGGGCCGAAGGCCCUGUUUCCGUGCUGUAUUACUCUAUUACAAAUUAACAUAAGUUAUUUGACUUGCCCAGAUCCUGAAGGAUGAAUUAAAAAACGUUCAUUUUAUUAUCAAAGUAUGUAUGCAGAAUGUGACUCUGAGAUUUGUCUUCUCCAGAUAGCCAUCAAAUACAGAAAAAACACGGAAGUUGUUCAAAGAAAUGGCAUCAAUCCCUCCCCAACAAAAAAGAAAAAGAAACAAAAACUCUACAUUAAUACACUGAAGUAGUAGUCUCACAGUGUUCAUAAGGAAAAUAAGGCAAAGUUGUAUGAGUUUGCUUUACAAUUGAAUAACAAGGUGGAGUGGGGUCUGAAAUAUCUGAAAGCCUCCAACAUUGGCUAGAAGUUCUUGGAAGAUUCUAUUUUACAUUUGGUAUUUUUAAAUGUUAAUGUAUUUAUAUGCCAUUUAGAGGUACAUCACAGAUCAAGGCCAUCAUGUCUUGCCAGAUUGGUCUGAUGAAAGCCCAUAUAUUUAGAAAUAUUUAAAUAUUUAGAAACAAACAUUUUAAUACUCUUUGCACUGUUAUAUAAUAACCAAGAAGUCCAAUGUUUUAUAUGCUCCAUUUCUCACGUCUCAUCGUUUUGCAUGUCAAACUAAAUUUCUCAAUACAUUAUUAAUGA
Hypanus sabinus (Atlantic stingray) is the source of this 8092-nucleotide messenger RNA. It is a transcript of the gene sec22c, whose product is annotated as SEC22 homolog C, vesicle trafficking protein. The record is from RefSeq and is a predicted model, not a curated record. Gene Ontology annotation, biological process: endoplasmic reticulum to Golgi vesicle-mediated transport. The transcript is spliced from 7 exons. Bases 285 to 1211 code for a protein of 308 amino acids. NCBI's taxonomy places the organism in Eukaryota, Metazoa, Chordata, Chondrichthyes, Myliobatiformes, Dasyatidae.